ACACCCGCAUCACGCAUCUCGUAGGUUCUAUGACCAUUCGACGGAAUGCAUCGCAAUCACUAAUCGCUCCCCUACAUCACCCCGGAUCUACUAUACAAGUCAUUAAGCCGCCCCGCUCAUUCCCCUCUCCUUCACAUCUCAUCCAUCUCUCUGUGUCACAAUAAUGGGUUUCACGGCGAAGGCAACCAUCCCGCUUCUUCCUCUCGCAAAAGACUCGGUCCUUCUGCCUGGCGUCACGCUACGGAUUGCAGUCUCGAAUCGAGCCGAUAUACCUCUUCUCCUUUCUUCCGCCUUUCAACGGGCAACAAGAUCACGAGCCGGAACUGCACAACUGCCAAUCGGCUGUGUCCCGUUCAACUCCCCGUUCCUAAGUCCUGAUGGAAAGGAGCUCCUUGACAGUUCCAAGAAGGAGAGCAGUGGUCAUGUUGAAGCCGAUGUAGAGCCUGGCAAUGCAACAAAGAAGGACUUGUUUGGAUAUGGCACGCUUGCAAGAAUAGUCGGCGUCCAGGGCAACUCCAACACUGAUCCAUACCUGGUCGUCGAAGGCGUCCAAAGGUUCAGGAUUGACCGGAUUAAACACGAGAAACCAAACUUUGAAGCAGAAGUUACCUUCUACGAGGACGAAGUCCCGGAUCCGAACGAUGGUAACACCCGCGCCAGUUUCACACGACUCAAGCAGAGGUCGCGGGAACUCCUUACCCUGCUUCGCCUCUCGUCCCUCUUCCGGCCAGCCUCAAUGGUCCUCUCUCCCUUGGUCGUUCGUCGCUUCGAGCUGUAUAUUGCGAAGAAAGACCUGUCACAGGCCGGCCAACUGGCUGAUUUCAUGACGGACAUUGUGGAAGCGAAUUAUGAAGAUAAGCUGCGCGUCUUGAGCACAUUGGACUUGCACGACAGACUGGAACGUGUUCUAGCCUUGCUGAACAAGCAGAUUGCAGGUAUCAAUGGCAACAUCAAGAUCACGUCUAUCACAUCAACAUCACUACCAUCGAAUAUCGGUGUGGACAUCUCCGAUCUUAACCAGAGCCAACGUGAAGCACUCGCUAGACGAGCCUUAUCCGGGCUGAGCCCUCCUGGCAUGCCCGGACAAAGGGGAGGAGAGGAUGACGAAGACAAUGAGGUCAAUGAAGUUGAAGAACUUAAGAAAAAGGUCGCCGAGGCAGGUUUAUCACCGGAAGCGCAGAAGGUCGCAGAGCGCGAACUGAAGCGCCUCAAGAAGAUGAAUCCAGCCAAUGCUGAAUACGGAGUGAUCCGCUCAUACGUUGAGAAUCUUGUGGAGAUCCCUUGGACAAAGGUAACAGACGACCACUUGGGUGCUGAGACUCUCGCCCGAGCUCGAAAGCAGCUCGAUGACGACCACUAUGGACUCGAGAAGAUUAAGAAGCGAUUGCUCGAAUACCUGGCAGUACUGAAACUCAAGCAAUCAGUCAAUGCCGACGUUGAUCAGCAGAUCGCACGACUUGCCAAGCAACUUGCACCCACCCAAGAAGGUGAAGAGAAGGAAGUCGAGCCAAUUCCGGAUAAUGAAAAGGAUGCUGCUACCACCAAACUGCAUGUGCUCAAGUCGAAGAGGAUGAUCGACAAGUCACCAAUCCUUCUCCUGGUGGGUCCUCCUGGUACAGGUAAAACGUCGCUCGCAAAGUCCGUUGCACUGUCUUUGGGCAGGAAGUUCCACCGGAUCUCUUUGGGUGGUGUUCGCGAUGAAGCAGAAAUCAGAGGCCACCGAAGGACAUAUGUCGCUGCUAUGCCCGGUCUAAUUGUUAGCGGACUGAAGAAAGUCGGAGUGGCGAACCCUGUCUUCUUGCUGGAUGAGAUCGACAAAAUCAGCAGCAACAACUUCCAUGGCGAUCCAUCUGCCGCCAUGCUGGAGGUCCUGGAUCCAGAACAGAACCAUAGUUUCAGUGACCACUAUGUUAACAUCCCUAUCGACUUGAGCAAGGUUCUGUUCAUUGCAACAGCUAACUCGCUGGACACCAUCCCGGCACCCCUUCUCGAUCGUAUGGAGACCAUUCAACUCUCCGGCUACACAACGAUCGAGAAACGACAUAUCGCUAAACAACACCUGAUCCCCAAGCAGAUCCGCACGAACGGCCUCUCGGACGGACAAGUCGUCAUUCCCGACGACGUCUUGGACACGAUUAUCACAUCGUACACGCGAGAGUCUGGAGUCCGUAACCUGGAACGCGAGAUUGGCUCAGUGUGCCGGUACAAAGCGGUCCAGUACGCUGAUUUUAAGGAUGCCAAUGAUGAAGCCAAGUACAACCCCACAGUCACUGUCGAAGAGCUGGAAGAUAUCCUCGGCAUCGAGCGAUUCGAGGAAGAAAUCGCCGAGAAGAGUUCGCGCCCAGGUGUUGUCACCGGUCUUGUAGCCUACGCGUCAGGCGGCCAAGGUAGCAUCCUGUUCAUCGAGGUCGCCGAUAUGCCGGGCAAAGGACGUGUCCAGCUCACUGGCAAAUUGGGCGAUGUACUCAAGGAGUCGGUCGAAGUUGCGUUGACAUGGGUCAAAGCGCACAGUUUCGACUUGGGUCUCACGCACGACCCGAAUGAGGAUAUCAUGGAGAAGCGAGCUAUUCAUGUUCAUUGCCCUGCUGGUGCAGUGCCCAAGGACGGACCCAGCGCUGGUCUAGCGCACACUGUUGCCUUGAUCUCGCUGUUCUCAGGCAAGCCUGUCCCGCCACAGAUCGCGAUGACUGGUGAAGUCAGUCUGAGAGGAAGAGUGAUGCCGGUCGGCGGUAUCAAGGAGAAGCUCAUCGGUGCGCAUCGUGCGGGCGUCAAGACCGUGCUAUUACCUGCGCAUAAUCGCAAAGACGUCAAGGAUGUGCCUGAUGAGGUCAAGAAAGAUUUGGACAUUAUUUAUGUGAAGUAAGUUCGCUUUCCACUCUUGUUGAUUCCCGUUGCUAACUAUCUGUUACAGGCAUGUCUACGAAGCACUGCGCCACAUCUGGCCUGACUCGCAAUGGGCGGCAGACAACCAUUUCGCCCAGGUGGAGAGCAGAUUGUAAUGUUGUAUACGACUUCGCAUACUUAGCAAGCGGCGUUUUUCGUAGCUAGGAUAGCUUGAAACAAUAUAUGUACCUCAUGUACUGCUUCGUCCAACAAUUGUAUAUGCGCGGCGCAGAUAGAACGGU
Messenger RNA from Exophiala viscosa, 3125 nucleotides. RefSeq names its product lon protease like 2, peroxisomal. Gene Ontology annotation, molecular function: ATP binding; serine-type endopeptidase activity; ATP hydrolysis activity. The transcript has a single exon. Bases 164 to 2863 code for a protein of 899 amino acids. The record is from RefSeq and is a predicted model, not a curated record. Gene Ontology annotation, biological process: protein quality control for misfolded or incompletely synthesized proteins; protein processing; protein targeting to peroxisome. NCBI's taxonomy places the organism in Eukaryota, Fungi, Ascomycota, Eurotiomycetes, Chaetothyriales, Herpotrichiellaceae. Gene Ontology annotation, cellular component: peroxisomal matrix.